Saprolegnia parasitica CBS 223.65 is the source of this 4281-nucleotide messenger RNA. RefSeq lists its product as hypothetical. Bases 1 to 4281 code for a protein of 1426 amino acids. Gene Ontology annotation, molecular function: U2 snRNA binding. Gene Ontology annotation, biological process: mRNA splicing, via spliceosome. Lineage: Eukaryota; Oomycota; Saprolegniomycetes; Saprolegniales; Saprolegniaceae. The transcript has 4 exons. The record is from RefSeq and is a predicted model, not a curated record.
AUGGAGGCGAAGCGGCGCAAGGUCGAUCGGGGCACGAGCCUCAUGGACGUGCUCAAGGCCCAUGGCAUGCGCGUUGUCGAUGGCACCAAACUCAAUAUGGUCGGAAAGGCCAUCGACGUCAUCGGGCCCGUUGUGGCCUCCGUCGCGCGCACGACCACGUGCUUGUAUCUGAGCCAGAACAACCUGGCUUCGCUCGCCGGCCUCGAGCAGUUUGGCCACCUCAAGAUGCUUUCGCUUGGCAGCAAUCUCAUUGUGCGCUUUGACGAGCUCGCGCACAUCACGUCGCCACCUCUCAAGACGCUCCACCUCGUCGGCAACCCGAUAUGCGAGGCGCCCAACUAUCGCGCGCGCGUGCUGCAGAUGCUCCCGACGCUUUCUGUGCUCGACACGCUCGAGAUUUCGGCUAAAGAGCGCCAGCUCGUGCCUUUUCUAAUCGCCCAAGACGCGUCACUGCGGCAGCUCCUCGCGGAGAACCACGGCGCGAUCACGCGCCUCGAGUGGCUCGUCCAGCGCAUUGCACUGCACAAGGAGUUCUACAUGGUGGUAUAUGGCUCGUCGCCGCUGCCACCGCUCGAGUCGAUGGCCGUCAACGUCGACCUGCUCCUCCGGCUCUGGAGUCAGAACGCACCGGCGGCGCACGACGCGACGACCGAGCGCCAACUGGAACGCAUGGUCGUCCGGGCGUACGAGAAGCUCCAGCAGUACCCGCUGAAGAAAGCCAAACUGCUCUUGCAAAAGCUGGGGCCCGCGGCGAAAGAGAAGCUCAAGUCACUGGCGACGCCGGCCGCACCGUCGUGGGAAGACGCGUACGCGAGCGUUCUCGCCGUGCAGCAGAACACGGUCGCCAAGCUCCGAGGCCUCUGCGAGCGCAACCGGCGCGACCUCAUGGACGCGAUCAAGUCACUGCUCGUCAGCCCCCCGCGGCGCCAUCGGCCGCCGAAAGCGCAGGCAAAGGCAAGCGACAAUAUGGACGACGACCUCGAAGACCGGGAGGCGGUGCUGCGGCUUCAGAUGCAGCUCAUGGAGCAGUCGCUGCACGAGCGCGACGCGCGGACACAGAGCCAGGAGCGCGAGCGUGCGCUCGAGAUCCAACUGCUCGAGUACGAGCAUCAGAUUCGGCGGCUGCGCGACAUGGGGCACGGUGAGCCGGUGCGACCGCCCACCGAGAUCUUGUUGCCCCAAGCGACAGUCGUGCUGCCGACAUACCAGCGGCCUCGCUUGGUGCCAUCCGUGUCAAAGGGGGACAACCUCGCCGAGGAUGAAGAGAGAGCAGACAUGGUGUACACAUCGAGCGCUGGCCCUUCCUCGAUAGCGUCGGCCGCGCGUACGCCUGCUCUAGCGACGACGACACAAUCGAUGACAGCACCCAACAUGCACACGGCUUCGGCGACAGAAUUUACCACGUCUGCGACAUCCCACCGUCGCUUGUCGCAGCAGCGGUCCGAAACACCCGUCGACGACGCGAGCCUCGACGACGCAAUUGAAUGCGAGCGCUCGCCCGAGACGCCGACAGUCGUCGCACCGACCAUAGCCCGACGAGCCAAGCCUUUGAGAGACCGUGGUGCCAUUGCCGAGAGCGCCCGAAGCAAUCGGCAUGUACGUGCAGCGAGCCACCUCUCGGACGACGAUGACGUGGCCCCUCCAAAGACAAGUACCACGUCGUCGAGCGCCCAUAUACCUCCUGGAAAGGUCGCCCGAUUGAGCCAUGGUCGCGCCGCGCCGCCGCCACUGGCCAUCGACCCCUGGCAUUCUCGCGAGCCAUCACAUAUGGAGAGCGAGCACGGCAGCCCGCCGGCGCCGCGCGCGACGAUGUUCUUGUCCGACAUGACACCGGCACCGCGCUUGUAUCCUACCCAUCAAGAACGCUAUUGCGUCCCCUCUCUCGCGUCACCGACGCACAACACGUCGCGUCUGUGGCAGUCGAAAUUGCAGCGGCUCUUGCGUGGCUGGCGUCACUGGUGUCGGCGGCAACAGCGCUGCAAUGCGCUCUUGGCUCGCUGCGUAGCGUUCCGCGCCCAGCGCGCCUUUGCGGCGUGGAAGAGCCAUGCGGCGACGCAUCGACGUGCGGCGCACUACGCGCAGCAGCGCCUUUCCCAGGUUGCGGCCGCCUGCUUCGAGCGUUGGGCCAACGUCGGGCGGUUUGGCGCCAUCACAAAGUUUGCGUAUACCCGCCGCGCGAUCGCCCGUCUGCAGCGUCUCUUUCAAAAGUGGCAGUCGUUUGCCACACAGCGGGCGGUCGUCCGUCGCGCCCAAGCCACGUCCCGUUGCCGGGCCGAGCGCCAGUGCCUCCGGACAUCCUUCGCCGCGUGGCGCCAUGUGUCGCGCCUGUACGUCUUGCAGCGCCGCCACCGCCGGUCCCUCCAGCGCAGUCACGACCAUCUUGUUCUCUACAAGCGCUUGCACCACUGGCACCUCUUUGCACAGAGCCAACGCCGCCCCCGCAUCGCUAUCGAGCACUCGCUGCUCUCUCGGCGAACACAACGUACGCUCGCACGGACAUUGCAUGCGUGGCGACAGCUCCAGCGCGCGCUCGUGCUGGCCAACGACAUGCGGCGGCAGGCGCACUGGCGCCUCUGGCAGCGAUUCCAUGCCAAUGCACUGGCAGCGGGCCACCGCCGUCGUAAAGCGACACGCUUUUGUCUGCGCAAGAUCGUCGCGCACUGGGCAGCCACGAGCGUGGAUGCGCGCGAUGCGAGCCGCGCGUCGCAGAUCGCAUGCCGCCACGCGACGACCCACGGUAUGAAGCGAUCGUGGCGCUGCUGGGUGCUCUACACGUCCCGCCGGAAAAAGUACGUGCUCGGGUACCUCAAGGCGUACAAGCACCACAGUACGAAAUUGACGCGAAAGGUGUGGCGCGUCUGGGGCGCGGAAGCCGUGCUGCACCUGCGCCACCGACGCGCGCACAAGCAAGCGCAGCUCCGCAAGGUCUUUCUUGGGUUACGCCACAUGGUCUUUCUCGCGCGCGAGAUGCGACGCCGCGACAGCAACCUGCGCAAGCUCGCCGCGCGCAUGCAGCUGUCUACUGUCGUCGGACAUUGGCACCGAUGGCGGCGCUGGGCGCGCCUCCAAGGACGCACGAAGCGACUCGUGGCCCUGGCUGCUCAUCAGUCGCAAUGGCGCGUGCAGACGCGAUACUGGUCGCACUGGAUGGUUCGCCACGCCGUAGCGCGCAGUGCGCACAUGACAGCACUCGAAGACGCGACACGCGAGGCACAAGACGCCGAGGACGCGGCGGCCGACACAGUGCGCGCGCUCCAAGCGACCAACGAAGCACUUCUCGCACAGAUCGCGUCGUUGGAAGCAACGCUAGCGACCAAAGACGCGGCCCUCGCUGACGCCCAUUCGAUCGGUGUCGAGAAGGACGUUGCGAUUUCACAUCUGCGCGACGAGGUGGCGAAGAGUGAAAGGCAACAACGAGAGCACGAGACGCUGCUGCAUCUACAGGCACAAGCCCACGCCCGCGACCGAGAUGAAAUGGACGCCGCGGUGCAGGUCCACGUACAAGACGUCGAACGGCUCCAGCGCAUGCUGCUCGACGUCAAGCACGAGCUCCUGGCGACCUCGACGCAGCUCGAGCGCGAGAAAGAAGCCGUGCGCCGCCACACCGAACAGCUCGCGCAGCAAAACCGAAGCACCGCGGCGCUCCACGAGCAGCUCGCGGCGAUGGAAGCCGCGGCGCAGACAACGCAGAACCUUCUCGCCACCGAGCGCGCCGAACGCCAAGACGCGGCCGUGCGCUGUCACGAGUACGAGCGGCGCCUCGCGCAGACGUGCCGCGAUAUUCACACGCGCGAAGAAGACACGGAGCGAGAGCUCCAGCAUGCGCGCGAGACUGCGUAUGCGAGUGACCAGCAGCGCCUGGCUGUCGACGCCCGCAACGCCGAGCUGCUCAAGCUCCUCCACGAGAAGAACGCGCACGUGGCCGCGCUCUCGUCUCAAGUCGAGAGCCUCCGCAGCAGCGAGGCAAGCAAAGUGACGUCCCUUCUGCAGGACGUGCAGGCGACGAUCACCAAGCCAUCGAUCAGUCGCAGCAACCAAGAAGUGGCGCUUGAUACAGAGUUGGCGGCCCUUGACGUGCACACGAAAAGCAUCCAUGAUGACAUUCGGUCGCUCCAGGACAGGCUACUGCAGCGCCUGCACCAGGCACCGCUGCAUCCUGCGCCGCUCCACGCAGCCGCGACACCGCCCAAGCCAAAGCGUCGCGUCAAGCCCAAGACCACUUUGGCGCCAGCGCGCAGUAGCCCCAAGCCACCACUGUCGCUGUCCAAGAGACUGCUCUAG